UCUAAACAUGUCACAUGAAAGAACAGAUGCAUUUAAUCUCUCUGUACGAACAUUUGUGUUGUUCUAAACUGGUACUAUAACUAAGGAGAAACGAUUGGAUCUGAUCAAGACACCAAAAUCUUGGAGUGUUUUGAUGUCGAAAAACAGAAUAAAUACAUAUCUUAUAGAUUCUCUCUAAGAUAAUUAAGGUCACAGUAGGAAAACUUUACCCGAGUAUAAAUCUAUCUUAAGAACCAAUCUGUAAUUUCUCAAAGAUCACACACAAUUCUUGUUUCUUGUGGCUCAAGACAAACCUCUGUUUCUCUUCUUUGAUGCUUGGUUUCAACGAUGAUAUCACGAGCCCUCUUAGUGCUCAAAUCUUCGAUUUUUGUGAUCCACAACAGUUUGAAGAAACUUUCAAUCAAUCAUCUGAAGUCAACUCUGUUUCAAACAUUCUUGACAAAUCUGGGAGCUUCCAAGACACUAACACGACUACAACAACUGAGAACAGUAACACCAACAUGAACAACAUAUUUCAAGAUGAUGAAGAUGACAACAAUAACGCUGAUCUGUCCAUAGUUUUCGAUUCACGUGAUGAUUUUGAAAACGACAUAGCAGCUUCAAUCGAUUUCUCAUCAUCCCCUUUGCAAUAUCCACUUAUAGAUCAGCUCCUUACAACAACAAAUCAAGACCAGUUUGAUUUCUCAUCCGGAGCUCAGAUUGUUCAUCAGCUUCCUAACAUUCCACACUCUGGAGACAAUCUGGCUCUACCAGCGGUUUCUUCUAUAGCUCCUCCUUUAUUACCAUUAGGGGUUUUCGAAGAAGACUGUCUUUCUUCUGUCCCAAGUUACAAUCUUGGCUUAAACCCUAACCCUUGCUCUUUCUUUCGUACUUCCGGUUUACCGGCAUAUAUGAGCACCGGUUUAUUAUCUUCUGAUAAUAGUUCUAGUUUAUAUCCCGGACAUAUUCAUCUGGGACCAGAUUUCAACAAACCACGUGAUCAACUUAUGGAUUUUCAAACUGAUAAUGGUGGAUUAUUCUGUCCGGAUUCCAUCAAAGGCAUCUUUAAUCCAGGAGAUCUCCAGGUACUUAAUGGCGUCGAGAACCAAAGCCAAUUAGUGAUACCUCAAACUCAUCCAACAUUAGGACCGGUUGAGAUAACCGGUUUAGAAGAUUCCACGUUAAAUAAAGUUGUGAAACUCUCCCCUGAACAAAGAAAAGAGAGGAUCAAUAGGUACAUGAAGAAAAGAAACGAAAGGAAUUUCAGCAAAAAAAUCAAGUAUGCGUGUAGGAAAACAUUGGCUGAUAGUCGUCCAAGAGUUCGAGGAAGAUUUGCGAAGAAUGAUGAAUUUGGUGAACUAACUAAACAAGGUUCUUCAGGCCAUUAUGAUGAUGAAGACGGGGUGGGCUUAAAGGAUGAGGAACAAUUGGUAGAUUCUUCAGACAUUUUUGCACACAUUAGUGGACCCAAUUCCUUCAAGUGCAACUACUCAAUUCAGUCAUGGAUUUGAGUUUAAGUCUUAUUAUAAGAUUCAUGUUUAUAACAUGAAUCUUAUAUAGUUAUAUAUAACUAGUACUCCUAUAGAGUUAUUUCUUGUUACUUAAUUAGUAUAUGUGUUUUUGUAAUGCUGCCGCCAAAACAAAAUAACAAAAUAAAGAAAGAAAGAAUAAUGGGCCGCUUAAAUAGGUUUGGAUAAAUAAAACAGUUGUGAAGAAGGAUGUUUUUUCACUAAAAACAAUGAA
Brassica oleracea var. oleracea is the source of this 1722-nucleotide messenger RNA. Its product is annotated as zinc finger protein CONSTANS-LIKE 12. The record is from RefSeq and is a predicted model, not a curated record. The transcript is spliced from 5 exons. Bases 312 to 1490 code for a protein of 392 amino acids. Gene Ontology annotation, molecular function: protein binding. Lineage: Eukaryota; Viridiplantae; Streptophyta; Magnoliopsida; Brassicales; Brassicaceae. Gene Ontology annotation, biological process: regulation of flower development. Gene Ontology annotation, cellular component: nucleus.